Messenger RNA from Cercopithifilaria johnstoni, 2316 nucleotides. The record is from the annotation of a GenBank genome assembly. Lineage: Eukaryota; Metazoa; Nematoda; Chromadorea; Rhabditida; Onchocercidae.
AUGCCAUCUAAUAUACAGUAUAAUACGCCAAUGCCACUUUAUUCACGUGAAGCUGCAGAAGAGCAAUAUAAGCAGCAAGUUGGUGCAGGACCGGAUCAUGCGCUUGGCGCUAGUGAUCGACAUUUUAAUCCAGAAAUAUCAGAAACAUUAAAAGUAAUAAGAGCUGGUGAAAAUGAUACAUUUGGCCAACAUUUUAAUGAGCUUAUAACUCAAGCGGAAACUCCACAUAUUCCACCACCACAGGAACCAUAUUGGGCGCAUGCGGCACGUAGUCGAAGUGAACGAGCUCGUUCAGCAACACCUUCUGCUGCACAACCCUAUUACGCACCUCAAUAUUCCACUUUACAACGUUCAAAAAAGGGAAAUGAAGAAAGAUCAACGAAACGAGGAUACGAAUUAGGUGGAUUAGAUUAUGUAGACAGAUCGCGCAUACCACAGGAAUCAUCAUCUUAUGUCUACUAUGGAGACACUCCACGAAGAUAUGAUGAGCAUAAGAUAACUCCGGGAUAUGAGAUGGGCGGCAUGGAUUUCCGGAAAGGUGCAAUAGGAACAGAUGGUCCAUAUCAUGGUCAUGGACCGGAACAGCGUCGUUUACACUCUAAAUUUGAUCAUGCUUUAUUGAAGCGUGAUGAAAUGAAUAUCGAAGUGGCACCUAAUGUUGAUCAGGUUUCUGCUGAUGUUCUAGUUGGAGAUACGCGAUCCAAUCAACAUCUUGCCAAAAAUGAGCAACCUGAUCAUUGUUUUGGUACAUCAUUUGGACCAACUACUGGUUUUACCCGUCAACAUCGUACCGUUCAUCGUCAGGAAGAAAUAGCUAAACCAGUAACAUUUAGUUUAUCAGCAAAAACAGAUAAUUCUUUAUACAGGAGAAGUAAUGCACCCGGGACACGUGAUUUAUACUCUAUUUCACCAUCUUACCAUGGAACAACACUUUCACCAUCAACAGAUCUUGCUGGUUAUACAUCACAAACAGUUACCAAUUAUGCAUCAAGUGGUACUACUGGUAAACGUACCGGUACUGGUAUCGGUGGAAGUAGUACGCCAUAUGGAAAGACAGAACAAACAUGGAUCCGAUCACAAAGUACAGCACCAACAGAAAGAUACGAAUGGGCAAAUGAAAACGUCGAGAAAGAGGUGACAAUUGAGACACUGUUGAACGAUAAAGCGCUGAUUGCUCAAAAGAGGUCGGUGACCCCGGAAUGGCAAUCAAGAUCUUUCGAAAAACAUAAUCAUUGGAAGAACAGGUCGGACCCGCGCUUUGCCCGCUCCCAGACAUAUGAUUAUGAACCAACCUGGUCACGUAUUGUUAGUGAUCGGCGUAAUAUUUGGGAAGAUAAGGCAAGAAAUACUGAUGCACUUAUACAAAUGCCACCUUCUUCAAAGAUUCCACCACAACAGCCGCCAUACUGGUAUAAUAGGGCUAAUCAAACUCAUACUUUAUGGCAAAAUGAAGCUGAUCGACAGAAUCGUGAAGGCGGAGGAUAUAGUAGCAGCACUUAUGAUUAUGCAGAUUAUGGUGAUAAUCAACGAAAAAAUAGACCAACUCGUGAUUACGACAAUUUCGUAUCACAAACGCAUUAUACAACAUAUAUGGGUAAUAAUGAUAAUGGUCCAGAAAAUAUACAACGAGAUCGUACACAAUAUCAUACUUCCUAUUCAAGCAAUCAACAACAACAACAACAACAAUAUACGCCAGAGCGUAGAAUACCAACUACACAAAGUACUCAUUUAAAUUAUGCUCCUGUUCCUGCUGGACCACUACAUGCGGUAUCAUCUGGUACUCAGCAAGAUUCAUCCACCUGGCAUUCACAAAGCAGCAAUUCACGUUAUGAACAAAAAAUACAUGAGCGUUCGACGGAAGGAGUGAUAGGUAAUCAACCGAUUAAUGCAACUGCACUACCGAUAUCGAAUCCGGCCGAAAGGUAUGCUAUCGAAAAAACGAACUAUCAACGAAAAACACAUCACGAAACUUCUGCACCUUAUAAUACCUCGAUUGUAUCCGUUACGCAAGGUAGCGGUGAUUUCAACCGACGUGCUGAAAUGUCUGAGGUAUUACCACGAGGUACAAUAGCAAAUACUGAAGCAAGUUUGGAAGGUAAUUAUGUGGAUAAGAAUGGUCAACCUGUAACGUAUAAGCGUGAAAUUGUGACAAGUCUUAAUCCAAAUAGUGAAAGUACAUUGCUUAAAGAAGAAGAAAAGCGCGUUGUUGAAACACCACUUGAACCUGGUAUCAUUUCCAGACAUGUAACAACAAAAUAUUAUAAAAAGAAAACUGUAACCGAUACGACAACGACAGAUAUCGCUACCGUUCAUUGA